This is a messenger RNA of Meloidogyne enterolobii, 1313 nucleotides long. The record is from the annotation of a GenBank genome assembly. NCBI's taxonomy places the organism in Eukaryota, Metazoa, Nematoda, Chromadorea, Rhabditida, Meloidogynidae.
UUAAAAAAAAAUUCUUAAAAAAUUCCUUAAAAAUGCUAACAACAGAAUUAUUAGCCCAAACAGUAACCCCUUCAACAAACACAAAUUCUCAUCAUUUUAAUAAUAAUUCCAAUAAUAUUUUAAAAACCAAUUCUUUAUUAAAUGGCAAUAAUAAAAAUAAUAAUUUAAUUGUUGAUUCGAUAAUUGAAUUAAAUAAUAAUAAUAAUUAUAAUUUUUAUAAUAAUAAUAAUACAUUUUUGUUUACUUCUGAAUCUGUUGGGGAAGGACAUCCUGACAAAAUGUGCGAUCAAAUUUCUGAUGCAAUAUUAGAUGCACAUUUAGCAAUUGAUCCUCAUGCAAAAGUUGCAUGUGAGACCGUUACCAAAACAGGGAUGGUUUUAGUUUGUGGGGAAAUUACAUCAAAAGCAAAGGUAGAUUAUCAAGCAAUUGUUAGAGAGACGAUAAAAAAGAUUGGUUAUGAUGAUUCUAGUAAAGGUUUUGAUUAUAAAACCUGCAAUGUAUUAGUUGCAAUAGAAGAACAAUCACCAGAAAUUGCAGCGGGAGGUAUAAUGUUCGGUUAUGCCUCCGACGAAAGUAAAGAAACUAUGCCUUUAACCCUUUUACUUUCUCAUCAAUUAAAUGCCAAGUAUCACGAAAGACGUCGUGAUGGAAGCUUGCCAUGGGCACGGCCAGAUUCUAAAUCUCAAGUUACUAUAGAAUAUGCCUAUGAAAAUGGAGCUUGUGUGGCUUUGCGAGUUCACACUAUAGUAAUGUCUGUUCAACAUGCUCCAGAUAUCUCUUUAGAGAAAGUAAGGGAACAAGUUGAAAAUCUGGUAAUUAAAGAGGUGAUUCCUCCCAAUCUCUACACUAAAGAAACCAAACUUCAUUUAAAUCCUUGCGGUUCUUUUGUCAUUGGUGGACCUAUGGGGGAUGCUGGACUUACCGGACGCAAAAUAAUUGUUGAUACUUAUGGAGGCUGGGGAGCCCACGGAGGAGGUGCCUUUUCCGGCAAAGACCCAACAAAAGUUGAUCGUUCUGCUGCUUAUGCCGCUCGUUGGGUCUCUAAAAGUUUGGUUAAAGCGGGUCUUUGCCGUCGUUGCCUAGUUCAAAUUUCCUAUGCUAUUGGAAUUGCUGAACCCCUUUCUAUAAUGGUCACUCAUUUUGGGACGUCUCCAAUUAGCGAAUUCGAUUUGCUUCGACCAACUCGGUCUUAGAGAGCCAAUUUAUCGACAAACUGCAGCUAAUGGGCAUUUUGGCAAUCCUGACUUCCCUUGGGAAAAACCAAAGACCCUUGUAUUAUCAGAAGAUAUUAUUGCUAAAUUGUCAGCAGUUCA